UGCGUUCAUCCGGCGUGCAGGGGCACAUUGACAGUCUCCCGGAGUCCCGCGGUGUCAUUGUUGUUGAGUGUACCGUACCCGUGAGGCGGUGUCCCCGUAUGAGCUGGCCCCACACGAGCACCACAGAACGGAGGUGAUGCCGAUCAGUCCAGUCCAGGACCGGCACCGGGGCCUCCUCCCUAAGAAAUGUCGGUAUUGCGAAAGGAGGUUUUCGAAGGCAGAGCAUCUGAAACGCCAUCAGCGCUCCCAUACGGGCGAACGACCGUACACAUGUCCGCGUUGUAACAAAAGCUUCUCUCGGAGUGACGUGUUGAUACGCCAUCUGAAGAACCACCCCCAGAUCCCCGGCGAAGAGAUCGAAAAAAGCUCUUCAGAAGGGGACUUCAUCGAGGUGAGCGGUGUAGCCGCGACUGCUCCCAACGGCCAGGUCGUUCCACCAGGAUUAAAUGAACCGUCAGCCCAAGAUGUGCAACGGCAAAGUCAGCAGGAGCCACUCAACUCGCCGUCAGUCAUUGAUCCCGCUCUGGAGGACUCCAUCCCGGACCAUGUGGAGAAUUCCUCGUCCCAUACACUGCCCUCCGGACUAGACCACCUUGCUUUGCUGGCUUCGCAACGGAAAUGGGGUAACCGUGCCAUGGAUGCAACCAUGCCUGAUGCUGGAGGGAGCACGUUGCCAGAAAUGGGAGCUGCCCAGGAUUGGAACUUGGACAUCUCAGGCCGCAAUCAUCAUCCAGAUGUGACUUACGAGCCACCACCGGUACCAUCUGAGCCCAAUUUCCAGACCAUUGGAGCAUCUCCGAAUACGGCAUCGAGAUAUAACUUUGGCACUGACUUGUACUCUGGCCGGAUCAAUGGAAUUAUCUCACCUGGUAUGGGUGGAAUUGGUCCAGAUGGAUCAAUCAUGCCUCAGGAUUUACAGACCUGGUUCGAUCAGUUCGAUCUGGAGUCUCAUUUGCAGCCAGGGGCAAUGCAGACAUUUGGGGGAUCGACUGAUGGAAUGCCGAGGGAAGACAGACGGCCAUCUAUGUUAACUCCCGAAGAGCAACAAUCUAUCCGAAAUCCCAGCUCUCCCAGUGUAUUGAUACCCACCGAACGGUUUGCUAAGGUCGAGCGAUGUUGGCCAAAUCGAUACAGCAAUCCGCUGCGUUUGAUGCCAACACUAUGGUGGGAUGCAGCUCUAAAACCCGAAGACAACCUCUUUUCAAAUGGAAAUCUCUCGCCAGAGGCAAUGGAACAGAACCGGCAAUGUGGGUCGAGAUGGGGCCUGGAUGAGGAUUGUAGAGAACGACUCCAGAGAAUGUUCGUCACUGUCAAUUCCAUGGGCAUCGAUCGUGGAACAGCAGCAUUCACUUCACCAGAGAACUUUUCAACUCCAUCUGAAGGACGAUCAGCUGAUCGAGCGGAAUCCGUUAACAACGACAUUGUCCCAACGAGCUUUCCACCAGCUGAGAUCUUUGAUAUCGGGUUAGAUUUGUAUUUCCGGCAGUUCCAUCCCUUGAUGCCAUUUAUUCAUACACCUACGUUUUGUCCGAAGACAGCCCCGACUUCUGUUUUAUUUAUCAUGUGCCUGAUUGGCUUAACAAUUCUUCAAACCAAAGGAGCAACUGCGUUUGUCCGGCAAACAUUUUCGAAAGCAUUAGAGCAAGUAUGUAACGAGCUGAUGUCGCCCCCUCAGCCUCGAGGAGAUGGAACCCGUUUAGAGCAACUUUGCAGCUUAGCAAGCGCUGUUUUAAUUCUCAAUCUUUCAGAAAUGACUGGGGAAAAGAGCCACCCCACACAAUGUCAGAUGAUUUACACCAACGUUAUCACGACUGCCCAGAGUAACGGUCUCUUCUGCGCCCAUGACGGCCAGCCUCUGAAUGAUGAGCUUUUUAACCAAAUUCCCGAUUUAGAGACUAGAUGGAAAGCAUGGAGUAGAAUAGAAUGUGCGAAACGCUUGAUCGUCUGCUUGACGAUGGUCGAUACCUGGUAUUCUGCAGUUCUUCAUACGAGUCCAAUCAUGCGGACAGACGACAUCCAAAUCAUCCUCCCCUGUGACGCCGCCCUCUUCCAAGCACCAACAGCCAUGAAAUGGGCGCAACUCAUCUCCAAAGGCCACCAAUGCUGCAUGCCCAGUGUCGGCCUCUUCUCCGACCGCAUGAGCCUCCCCGAACUCAACCUGACCAUCGAUCCCUUGGGAAUGAACGGCAUCCUCAGCAUGGCUCGCAUGCGUAUCUCCGAAGACUUCCACCGCCUGCUCUCCGGGACCAACGUCCGCGCAUCCCAACAAUCCUUCGUGCCCUGCAAGACUUACGAGGCCGACCCUCGCGCAAAACAGACGUCCUACCUCGCCGUACAGAUCAUCAAAGUCUACGGCGGCAUCCUGGCAAACAUGAACCCUAACUGCUUUAUCCUGUGGCACAACAUGUGCAUCAUGCUCACGGCCGACAUUCGGCUUUUCGAAAUUGGAGCUGGGUGUGCGGGCGCUGCAACAGCAAGACAAGCACUAGAUGAUAUUGCCAUCUGGACGCAGACACCGUCUGCAAGACGUGCUUGUUUACACGCAGCACAAACAUUCAAACUGAUGUCCAACCGCCGCGCCUCAGACGGCGACCCCUUCCACGCCUCAGCCGGGCUCUUCAUCUCGGCUCUACUCCUAGGCCUAUACGUCUUCAUGAUCCCCCCAAAUCCAGAACCCCAAUCGCACCACUCAACCCACCCCAUCUCUCCAGGCUUCGACCUGAUCGACGACGUAGACUGGGACAUCGUCGGUUCCGAAGGACUCUCCGACGAAACAGUCAAUUUGCCGGCCGAUAAUGCGGCGGUCAACUUUAUCCGGAAUGGAGGAGGCAUUUGCUUUGAUGGCGUGGUGCAUAGUCCGGGGUAUGAGGCGGCGAGGAGGAUCCUGCUGGAUUAUGCGCGGCUGCUUGAGGAUAUUGGGAGGUGGCGGGUGAGGAUUAAUCAGCUUUCGAGAGUGUUGAGGAUUAUGAGUGAUGCGCUUGUGGAUGUGGAAAUGAGCGGGCAGUGAUUCUCGGUCCGCUCACAUCAUGCAGGGACGUCAGCACCUUUCAGAUGAGAGAAGAGGAGGACUGUCUUUUCUUCUCUGAAAGUUGGAGUUUGGUUUGGUGGG
This is a messenger RNA of Hyaloscypha bicolor E, 3109 nucleotides long. RefSeq lists its product as uncharacterized. Gene Ontology annotation, molecular function: zinc ion binding; RNA polymerase II cis-regulatory region sequence-specific DNA binding; DNA-binding transcription factor activity, RNA polymerase II-specific. The record is from RefSeq and is a predicted model, not a curated record. NCBI's taxonomy places the organism in Eukaryota, Fungi, Ascomycota, Leotiomycetes, Helotiales, Hyaloscyphaceae. Gene Ontology annotation, cellular component: chromatin. Bases 137 to 3007 code for a protein of 956 amino acids. Gene Ontology annotation, biological process: DNA-templated transcription; regulation of transcription by RNA polymerase II. The transcript is spliced from 7 exons.